CUCUUCCGUGUCCGCUUUACCGCCGCCGCCGCCUCCGCGCCGACUGCCUCCCCCCCUCCCCCCCCCGACCUCGGCCCCGGAACCGCCGCCGCCCCGACAGCGAAAUGUUGGCUUCAAGGGCUCUGGGGUUUGUUACCAAACGUGCACUUUCUACUUCGGUUUGCUUGCAAGGACAUGCUGGAGUUGCAAAGCUCGACGAUUAUUCACUUCCAAAGUACUUGGAUCGCAAAGAUGAUCCUCUCCCAGAAAUUGACUAUGUGAAAAAUUUGGAUGCAAACCAGAAGUCUCUUAAGGAGAAAGAGAAAGGUUCUUGGGCUACCCUUAGCCAUGAGGAGAAAGUGGACUUGUACAACAUCCGCUUCCAUCUGACCUUUGCUGAAAUGAACAAAUCUUCGAGCGAAUGGAAGACUGUUGUUGGCGGGAUCCUGACCAUGAUGGGCCUUACUGGACUUGUUGUCUGGUGGCAGAGAAUAUUCGUUUACGGAGAAGUCCCUCACACCUUCUCUGACGAAUGGAUAGCAAAGCAAACCAAGCGGAUGCUGGACAUGAGGGUUAACCCCAUCACAGGUUUUGCUUCUCAUUGGGACUAUGAGAAGAACGAGUGGAAGAAAUGAAGAAAUUCUAGGAUUCGUCGGAGUACUUACUCAAGUUACCACUUUCAAAUGGAAGCAUUUACCUGUUGAAACAAUUAAUUUACUGUCGGGGGUUAUCUGUAAAUUUAAUAAACUCCUCUGGUUUAC
Callorhinchus milii (elephant shark) is the source of this 740-nucleotide messenger RNA. It is a transcript of the gene cox4i1, whose product is annotated as cytochrome c oxidase subunit 4 isoform 1, mitochondrial. Gene Ontology annotation, biological process: mitochondrial electron transport, cytochrome c to oxygen. The record is from RefSeq and is marked provisional. NCBI's taxonomy places the organism in Eukaryota, Metazoa, Chordata, Chondrichthyes, Chimaeriformes, Callorhinchidae.